CACAAAAGUGCAUAAAUCUACACGUCAUAUACUACACACUUUUUUGCCAAUCUCCAGAAUGUCCCAGCAGCAGCAGAUACUCAGGCAGCGCCAGAAGCUCAACGAAAUUAAAGCCCAAGAGCAGGAAAAGCUAAAGUCACGUCUCAACUCCAUAUACGCCACAGAUAUCCUCAACAUAGCUCGGCACUUUGGCAACCAGCCCAAGGCUAUUACCGCCCGGGUAAUUGACAUUGACGAUAAGGGCAUUUCAAUUGAGUGGGAGUGGAAAGAUGUUGACAGCGAAAAGACCAGAUCCGAAGACAUGCAAUUUGCCUUCCGCGAAGGUGCCAGCUCAAGCUCGGCGCUCCAGGAAAUCAGCGACUUGGCCAGCGAGGCAAGCAAGGCGCUGGGAAUCAAUGAAAAGCCCCAGCUGACUCGGGACAAAGAGGCGCUUGACGCACGGACCUUGGUCGACUUUGAAUUUUCUGCGCCCGGCGUGGCAACCAUGGUCGCUGUGCUGCUGGCCCUGGCUCUCACCGGAUACAUGGCGUAUGUCGAGGACGUGCACCCGUCACUAAAGUUUAUUAGGAAAUUUGUUUCGAUGACCGUCGCGUACUAUAUUUUUGUGUUUGCUGCGGGUAUUCACCUCCUGGAGGCCCUGUCGGUUUGCGCCAUUUGCCAGCUGGUCAAGACGUUCCAGCCGCGCCAAAUGUCUACCGAGAACCAGAUCAAGUGGACCAUUGGCAGCGCGCUGUUUGGUGUAUUUUGCAUGCAUGACUUUGUAUCUCGAAUCAUGCGCCAGUUUGCACUGGCCGACUCGAUGAAGAAGCCAGUCAUGCCUCAACGCACUGCCCCUGGAAACUAACUGCACAUUUGCACAUUGCGGGCUACAAGUUGUUGUUCCAGUACUUCUAAUACAUAAAUAUUAACAUUAA
Molecule: messenger RNA, 914 nt
Organism: Kickxella alabastrina
Lineage: Eukaryota; Fungi; Kickxellomycota; Kickxellomycetes; Kickxellales; Kickxellaceae
Exons: 1
Coding region: 59-844 (261 amino acids)
Source: RefSeq, a predicted model, not a curated record